Molecule: messenger RNA, 5408 nt
Organism: Acanthaster planci (crown-of-thorns starfish)
Lineage: Eukaryota; Metazoa; Echinodermata; Asteroidea; Valvatida; Acanthasteridae
Gene: dmrta2
Product: DMRT like family A2
Biological process (GO): regulation of transcription by RNA polymerase II; sex differentiation
Cellular component (GO): nucleus
Molecular function (GO): RNA polymerase II cis-regulatory region sequence-specific DNA binding; protein binding; DNA-binding transcription factor activity, RNA polymerase II-specific
Source: RefSeq, a predicted model, not a curated record
AACCGCACGCAGUCAAAGGAGGGCGGAUCGAGCGGAGCGGUGGGCUGUCACUCAACACCGCCGGGUCGCGCGGUUGAUAUCCCCUCGGUGUAGUACAGUGGUGAGACGCUGGCGUGGCAGGCCCGGCUAGCAUUGAGUACUGUAUCGCGUGGACGAAACGACCUGUGACUGCCAACACAGUAAUGCUGAGGCCGAGCAAUGACACACAUCACUCACGCACCGGGUUCGGUAAGACUCUAGGUCGUGCCCGCGGUUGAGGCACACGCUAUACUCCUGGACUGACCGUGGUACUUCGUAGCAUUUCUUUUAUUUCUUUUAAUGACCAGCGGAAGUUAUAAGUGAGAAGCUUUGCUUUCAUCGAUAGUGUGAUUCCGUUUUUGUGUUGGCUCGGAGAGCGUGCGUGUGUGCCAUGAAUCUGUCUGGAGGAUCCAUCGAACCGCAGCAGAACUCGGACUUGCCGGCCUCCGCGCACCAUCCUCCGACCAGUCUGCACCACCACCAUCCGCCCCCCACGCUACUGCUCCGCGCCGAGAAGCCCUACCCGCGGACGCCCAAGUGCGCCCGGUGCCGUAACCAUGGCGUGGUGUCGGCGCUCAAGGGCCACAAGCGUUACUGCCGGUGGAGGGACUGCGUGUGCGCCAAAUGCACGCUGAUCGCCGAGCGCCAGCGAGUCAUGGCCGCCCAGGUGGCUCUGCGGAGACAGCAGGCCCAGGAAGAGAACGAGGCCAAGGAGCUGGGGCUGUACUACGAGACGAGCGACGGGGCCAUCUACGCCAUGAACGGGGUGGCUGUCCAGACGCACAAGCCCUACGAUCAGUACCACGGAAGUACCAGCCCAGAAUCUAAAAGGCCCAGACUGGAGAUUAUUAGAGCUCCGCGCAGUCCGUCGGCGAGUUGCGGCUCUGCCAUGAGUCCUCCCAACCCCACCUCCCCUAGCCUGACGGUCGAGCCACACCCCAGGACAGACACCGAGACAGUGUCCCAGAGACACGUUGAAGAGCGGGUGUCCCCGUCCAUGAGGCUGACCUCGCCCACGCCCAGCCCGCGGGGGGACGUGCCGUCCAGCCCGCGCUCCGAGGGUAGUGGCCGCAUGCUAAGGGAGGAGUACGGCGACAGGGACGCGUACCGAGAGCACAACGGAGGCGACUUUGCGGACCAGCUGACCCCAGCGCAGCUCCUUAGCUUCCACGGUCGGAAGGGUCCCCAGCGCCCGCCGGUCGAUGUCUUGUGCCGGGUUUUCCCCGCGCAGAAGCGCAGUGUGCUCCAACUGGUCCUGCAAGGGUGCAACGGCGACAUCACGCAGGCCAUCGAGCAGCUCCUUAACAACCAAAAAGACGAGUCAUCCGCCGUGUCUAUGCCGGCAUCCUUACCGGUCACCGGAACGCCCGUGACGGCGGCGUUACAGGCUAACUUCCCACCGACAGCUACCGUCACGACAGACUCUCACGGGGCCUACAUUACCCACAGACCCUACCUCCCGAACAAUCACCACAUGAACCCGGGUGGGAUGAAGUCGGCCUUUUCCCCGCUGACCACCGCCAUGCCGAUGCCCAGCGUGGACAAGACCCCGCCAACGGUAGUGGCCUCCAACAUCCCGCAGAUGCGCUUUGCCUACCCGCCCUACCCUCGGGGACUGACCCUCUGGAACCCCUACCCACCAUCCGUCAUACCAGCAUUCGGGGUGCGGCCUGCCACCGCUGCAGACUACACGUUCAGUGGGAUCAUGCGUGAUCUGAGCAACGGGCACAGUGGGAAGGAAUGUAGGCCAAACGGAGCUUUUGGUGUAGGUGCCACCUGCGACUGACAACUCAAAAGGCAGUUACAAUAAGCGAGACCCUUUAGAAAAACACUGAUUUAUUAUAAACGAAAGAUUUUGACUGUCUCAUUAGGUUGAACUAAGAGAGUGCCUCAAAUAAACUCUUCAGCCUCGAUGGAUGUAUUUGUACACCUAAACAGGCAGACUGCCCAAAGAAGGUACCAGCCUGUUUUUCACCAAAAAAAAACUAACCUAUAGACCUAACAGGAUUUUUUUAAUCUGUUUUUCUGAAUCAACAGGUGAAUGUGUUGGAUCGAAAAGAAAAGACACAUGAACCCCACACAAGAAUUCUCUUCCCAUCAAGAAUUCCGCCUUUAUUCCUGUACUUUUUUAGCCAGGACACGACAUUCUUUCAGUAGUUCGCGCUGUCAGUCCACAGCUACUCCCUGUUAGUUUUCGAUCUGUUUUCACCGAUCUGGCUUGGUGAUAACGGUUCUCGAAGAGGCUCAAUUCUUCAUUGCUAACGUUCUUCCUCAGGGCAACAGCGCUUUGGUCCAGAAAUGAACGGCAUUCUGAGGGUUGCGUUUACAUUCAAAUAUUACAUGCACCUAAUUUGUGCUUAGUUAACUGGCUUGGUAUACAAAAUGUACGCUGCCUUUAUGAAUAAACUGCACUACACUUCAAGGGGGAAAAAAACGUUGAUUUAGCACCGCACUGGCCGAAAUACAUGUUGUUAUCAGUAUCAAUUUGCAUUCAGAAACACAUUAACAACGAACACCAUCUUUUAGCAUAGAUAUCGCUGUCAUAAUACAUGGUGAGCACCUUAAAUUUCGUAAAAUUCAUUACAUUAUUGAUAUGAACCAUUACCCAGAGAACUUCUUGGAAAACCGCGAACUUUUGUAUCGCAGGUUUAAUGGCAUUUGUCCUGAGAAUCACAUCAGUAGACGUCCCCAAUACCAGUGGGUAUUCAUUUUUGGUUCUCUCUUCAAACUUUAAUAUCGUUGUGGGACCUUUAAUACUGAGUGUAGUGUACAAAUCCUUCAGAAAGCAUAAGUGGAUGGGAAGGUUGCGGCUGUUUUAAUAUUUGCGACUUUCAGCGAGCAAAUCGGUGCAUUGCUGUUCAAAAGUUUAGAGAAAUCAAUCGAGUUUAGUGUCUCGAAAUUCAAAUACGUUAGUUGAGGUAGAAUUGCUGGUAUAUACAGGGUGUCAAAAAUUAAUCCAAAAGUGACGUUUGUUUUCUCUCAAAUUAUUGUCAAAUAUAUUUGGUUUUCGUAUCAAAUUGAAGCUUAUAGUGUAUUUUCAAAACUGAAGACUUCGUUUAAAUCUGAUCCUGCGUCGCGGAGAUAAUUUCGAUUACAUGAAAGAAUAUUUCUUUUCGUUCUGUCCAAUGGGAUUUAACACAGCAAUCGAAAUAUCCCAUAAUAUUACCCUUUAACACAUGAGAUCAUUGAAAAGGUUAACAGAAUGAGUAUGCUUAACUAAAGUGGUUUUGUUGUGUAAUCUACAAACAAACAGGUUCGUUAAAAUGGUUCAACUUGUUAAUGCAAUCUAACAAAAGUAAAUAAGAUCAAGACCUUGUUACAAAGUGUAAAAUUGCACACGUUCGAUUGAAGUUGUUUUCUCUGAGACAAGCUCAUUUGAACUCUGAAACUCUACAAUUUAUUUUUUUUAAUGUCCUCUGAAAUACACAUCAAUUUCGUCAAGUUUUGAAAUAGAAAGAAAAUCUUGAGAGGUGAAGUACCAAAUCAUUUUGUUUCAUGAUUUAGGAAAUGAAUUCUGUGAUUGCAUACACUUGCAAGAUAAACUUCCAUUCGCAGAAGCAAAAUGAGUUGCGUAUCUUAUCAACGCAACACGAACUUCAAGUGAAAUUUUCACUUAAAGUAGAAAACAAUAUAGGUUUUGAUGCGAUACCCAAAACAACAAUUUCUGACCAUUCUUUUUGGAGAAAAUAAAUGUCAUUUUAGGGAUUGUGUCUUUAAAUGGAACACGCUGUGUGCUGUCUAGCGCAAUGAUCCAGCAGCCAAAUUAACGAAACUUUUAUGGCGCAACAUCACUUCUGCCAAAAUUUAUCAAAUAUUGCUCAACAAUUAAGUGCACAUUUCGAUUAAGGGUCAUCAUCGCUGAACUUCGUGUUUUGUUCGUACGAGAAAUAUUUAACUUUGUUUCGGGAGGUAAUGUAAAACUUGUUUGCCUGUGAGGGAACUUCGAAAUUUUCUGCCCUAUUCCGAUGAAAUAAUUCAGCGGCUGUUUCAUGUCCCCGUCGUAAAAGCUGUGAUCGUAAUCCUUCACGAUGUUCAGAAACGUUUCGGGAAAUCGACAGUAAACACACUGAGCAGCUAUGCCACAAAUUGCGUUGCGUAAGGUUUACGCACAUAGUGCAAGGUUAUGCCAGGUUUUGUGAAAUCAGCCGCAGGAACAUACUGUAAAUUCCUUGUUUGAUUCAAACGCACAGCUGCCGAAAUGUCACCGAAGACGGCAAUUCUUACAUGAUUUCUCCUGACUAAACUUCUUUGGGUCUGUGGAUUUUAUGUUGGUUGUUUGUUUUAUUUUUGAACGAAGUCACCCGCCAUUACAAAGAUACAUUUUAUUAUUUAAAAGUACUUCACCAAUUUUUUUGUAUAUCUAUAGUCUUCUUUCACAAUUUUGUACAUACAUGUAUGUAUAUAGCUAAAAAUCGUAAAUGAGAUCUUCAAAAGAUUUUUUUCUGUGAAAUUUGUGAUGUUAUAGGGGUUUGGGUACUUUUUGUAUGUUAUUAAAUACGUUCAGAAACGAGGCUUGAUUUUAGUUUUUACUGGGUUCACUUUUAUUUACUGUAUUUGCAUGUUUAUCGUCCAAUAUUCCAACCUUUUACAAUAAUUGUCAAAAAAACGUAAAGGAAAUCGUGGUGUACAUCUUUUUUUUUAAUUACUGUUUAACAACAUUUUAUAACAGUUCUUUCCCUUAAGUAAACCGUAUCCCUAAAUGUAUUCUUCCACAUUAAAAAGAUAUGAUUCAACUGGCUUUAGUCAACAAACUACAUCCCGCUGAGUCCGUAACGCAGUAGAGAAUUGGUGGCGAUUUUGCAUUUUGGAAAAGGGAUCCUGCCAACUAACAAAGUGUAAUUGCCGACAACACGUAAUUGGUUUUCAGGUACGUCUAUUCAGCGCUGUGCAAGAAAAAACCCAAUGAACUUGCCUUAUUGCUCUCUCUACUUGCCCUUGAGAUUGGAUUUGUAUUGUGUUCGGGGUAAUUACUGCUGUGACAAAUAUGCAUUUUGGGGUGUUAAAUAAUAUUCCAGUGCAAGCGCUCCAGUUGCUGCCCGAAAUUGCUGUUGUAAUUUUCUGUCUGAAAUUCCUUUGAAAAUGUUCAACUUUUCUCAAUAGAGCUACCUUUUUGUGUGACGUAUGUUGGGUAUUACUGUCAAUAUGGUCUAAGUACCUUGCUCCCGUGUACAUUAAAGAUCAUGAUAGUGUACUUCGAUGUGUAAAACAAUCGGCAUUGAACCUUUCAUGAGGAAAUAGACAGGGUACACAAAUCGAAACAAGUUUGAAGUUUAAGAGGCUGUUAUGUAAGGAUGGAGUCGAAUAGUCAGUCUGGUAUUCAGUAUCACAAGAGUGCUGGAAAUGUUUCGUGUAAAUUUCUCAAUAAAGCUACGAGGAAUCUCAUUUACAUG